UUGAUCGAACAUCAUCUUGAUGCAUCUCCAUACGCAGAUCACAUUCUGGCGCAACUACCUUCAGCUCUGUACAGCAUUCCUCAGGAAGAAAUCGAUUUAAGGGAAGAUCUACGAAGAGAAUGUACAUUUACAAUAGAUUCUGCUAGUGCUCGUCACUUGGAUGAUGCCUUGAGCUGUAAAAUGUUGGAAAAUGGCAAUUGGGAAAUUGGUGUUCAUAUCUCCGACGUUACCUACUUCCUGCGCGAACAAUCAGAGCUGGAUGAAGUGGCUAAGCUUAGAGCAACGUCAAUUUAUAUGGUUGAUACUGUAUACCGCAUGCUUCCGGAGCAGUUAUGUGAUGUAUGUUCACUUCUCCCUGGCCAAGAGAAGUUGACAUUUUCUGUGUUCUUCGAAAUACUCCGGGAUGGGACGGUAGUCAAUACGCGCUUUGCUCGAAGUGUGAUCAACUCAUGUGCAAAGCUCUCCUACGAAAACGCACAAAAAAUGAUCAACAGCACAAAGGGAGAGGGUUCCAGUGAGGAUGUAGUUCAGCAAAUUUUCCAUGGAUAUACGAUUCAAUCGUUGAGUUUGAUCCUAUGCCAACUGCAUUCAAUCGCUGUAAAACUCCGCCAACGACGCAUCGAAGAAGGUUUUCUAGAGCUUGAUCAAUCGAGGCUUGCAUUCUGGUUCGACACUGCCACUGGGUGUCCAAUCGAGUAUGACCAGCACAAAGAUACAACGUUCGAUGUAUUAAUGGUCCUUGCCAAUACUUCAGCUGCUCAGGCAAUUGAAGGUGCUUUAUCGUCGAGUGCGCUAAUCCGUUGUCCUCAACCACCGUCUGAGAAGAUGAUUGAAGAUUUUGUGAAAACAAUGGCAGAUCAUGGGUAUACGAUUUCAUUCGCCAGCUCGCGAACGGUUCGCGAAUCUAUGGCUUCGAUCAUCGCUGCAGCAGAACAUCCGGAUGUCGCGAAGAUUGUGCUGAAUAAACUGCUUGGACGGUUUAAAAAUCAUCGGGCGCCAACCUUGGUCUACACAAACUUUACCAGUCCCAUUCGUCGGUAUACCGAUUGUAUGGUGCAUCGCGUUCUUGCUGCUAAGAUGGGUUUCGGCGAGAAGUCAAAACGAACACUGGAAGAGUUGGAGGAAUUAGCUAAAACCUGCAAUAUGAAAAGGAACAAAGCCAAGGUAGCGGGUGAUGCUAGCUUGAUGCUUUGCUAUCGUCAAUGGUUGAAAACUGUUCAGAAGCAUGAAACGAUCGCCGGAGUAGUUGGAUACGAUGCUGAACAUAUCGAGUUGAUUCUACUUGGUACAGGAAUAACGCUCAACAUAGUGACAAAGAAAAUUUCGUCUAUUGCAAAGGUGGUUUUCAAUUCAUCCAAACCGAUAGACGGUAUUCAGUGGAUUCCAGCGAAUUCUUCCAUGCCACCAGUAACUUUGAAAAUCUUUUCCAAGGUUCGUGUUAUCAUCACAUUGGUUGGCGAUCAUAUAAGCGUAUGUUCCAUACUACCCAUUGCUACCGAAAAUACCUCUACAAGGGAAUCAUACAAAGAUUUUCAUAAGCAUAAGAAAACAAAUUUUAUAAAUCAUAAAAUAUUGCUUUCUAUAGUAGCUGCGAUUACUGUUAUAAGCUCUCUGGCUGUUGUGAAAAAGCUGUUUAAAUUGAAAUAAUCUGCGGCGUAAUUUGAAAACUUGAAACAGUGCCUGCAUUAAAAAAAAUGUUAUAGCGUACGGGAAUGGUAUUAUGUUAUGUGCAAUGUUAGUGAAUA
Messenger RNA from Anopheles coustani, 1745 nucleotides. Its product is annotated as DIS3-like exonuclease 2. NCBI's taxonomy places the organism in Eukaryota, Metazoa, Arthropoda, Insecta, Diptera, Culicidae. The record is from RefSeq and is a predicted model, not a curated record. Gene Ontology annotation, molecular function: RNA binding; 3'-5'-RNA exonuclease activity. The transcript has 2 exons. Gene Ontology annotation, cellular component: exosome (RNase complex); P-body. Gene Ontology annotation, biological process: miRNA catabolic process; mRNA catabolic process. Bases 181 to 1647 code for a protein of 488 amino acids.